Molecule: messenger RNA, 4137 nt
Organism: Ceratina calcarata
Lineage: Eukaryota; Metazoa; Arthropoda; Insecta; Hymenoptera; Apidae
Product: condensin-2 complex subunit G2
Exons: 17
Coding region: 229-3564 (1111 amino acids)
Biological process (GO): mitotic sister chromatid segregation
Cellular component (GO): condensin complex; nucleus
Source: RefSeq, a predicted model, not a curated record
CACAAUGUUCAUAAUGUUAUAUUAGGUAAAAUGAAAUUAAUAACAAUAAAAUGGAAAGCAAGCGAGACCCCCGCUUGCUUUUCACUACGGCAACUUUCAUAAUGCAGUAAAUAAAAGCGAGAAAUAGUGCUCAUCUAAUGGACUAAAUUAUCUUGAAAGUUUGUCAUACAAGAAAGAAGAAUUCACGUUUAAUUGUGAAUACUGAAUUCGUGAAAGUAUCCUCGGAAAAUGUUACGAACGAGAGCAUCAGUAAGGGACAGGCUUUUUUAUCGGUUGUUAAGGACUCAAGGUCCGAACGCCGACAGCCUAUGCAAGAAACUGGGUGACAAUGUGAAAAACGUUGUUCUUUUAACGGAAGAUGAACUUCGUGAGCUAUGGAAACACGUGAAUGAUAUAUUGGUAGACAUUCGCAAAUUUUACACAAACACAUCAUGUGAAGAAAGUAGACGAAAAAAUAGUGAGAGAGCGAGUAAUCUUAUGUUGGUGCGAACGAUAACUUCCUUGGCCCUCGAAACAAUUGUGCAAAGGUCAUUUGUAUCUAAUAUUCUGUUACAAAGCAUGUUGCUGUUGCACUCUACUAUAUUACCCAACAUAUGUCAUGACCAGACCGAAAACGAAAUAUCAUAUUUAUUAGAAAACUGGUGGCAGUUAGACUUGAUAUGGAAAGAAAAAAUGAUAUUAAAUGCAAUAAUGUACCUCAUUCGGAAAAGCAGAUUCUCAUUGCAACAUGUAAAACGUCUAUAUUCCAUAAGAUCUGCUAUAGCACUGUUAAGAUGUACAGAGAACAUAGAAGAGUUACUUACACUUGUUCGAGAAAAAACUGUGAUGUCACUUCAUGAAGGCCAGUUGCUGUUGCUGCACUUGUUCACACUUGGAGAUGGAUACAUAUUGAGAAUUCAUGAUAAUAUAAAAGUAAUGUUGCAACACUCUAACACAAAAUUAGCCAUUGAUGCAUAUGCAGCUUUAUAUGCAAAAGCAUGGCUAAGUGGAACAGAGAAGGUACAGCAGUUUAUACAAGAAAAUUGUAUACGGGACAUUGUUUAUCACUGCUUUAGAGCACAUAGAGAUACUAAAGGAAAAGGAAUUCUUGGUGAAAACCUGUUUUCAUUUCUUACUGCUCUGCACGAUAACGAAAGUUCCGCAUCGAGACUCAUGGUUCACAACGAAUGUGCAUCUUUACUUUGGCAACAUUUGAAGGCACCUGGCUCUUUCAUUAGAUGUAAUGCUGCAGAGAUUCUUUUUAUAACAGCUCCGGUGCAGUAUGAAUGUGAAUCAACAGUUAAAAAGCGAAGUUAUCUGUCCAAGCAUCAUAACGCAAUAACUCAGUUAUUAAAGGAUUCGAAUUCUGAAGUCUGCAAUAUUACUAUCAAUGGUAUGUUUGAAAUGUUAAAACAAUACUGGAGUUGUAUUCCAAACACUAUGAUUCAAAAUUGGUUAGGCAUUCUCUUGUCUUAUACAAAAAGUGCCAGUAAUCCCGAAAUUAGAGCUAACGUGUUCAUCGGUUUAAGAAAGAUUAUGAUCAGAGAUGAUCCUCAUAUGCUGCUUGAAGAUUUUUUGCCGAAUUUCAUGCUCAGCAUUUACGACGAAGAGAAAGUGGUAUUAAAAGCGUUAAUUAAAUUUUUGUGGCAUGCACAAGACGAACUUGAAAUACCGUUUUGGAAAAUAGUUCCUAUGGACUAUAUUUUCAAUCGCUUGGAGACUACGGAGGACUCAUUUUUGUUGCGAGAAUUAAUAAAACUAGUUUGGCUGCGCAUAUCGUCGGAUAAUAUGCAAGAUGAAAUAAAAGAUGAGAUAGUGCAUGCGGGCACAAGCAAUAUAAAUGCCAUUAGACGAUUCUGUUUGCAUUCCAAAUCUAUUGUAGACUAUAGAACUUCUGUAAAACUUAUUGAAACUUUACUAUUCUUGAUAAAGAAAGAAAUGAACCGUGUAUAUAGACUUCGCAGUACGAGAACGAAAACAGACAGCAGUGGAGACAACAGUUCUGACAGUGAUUCCUCAGAGGAUGAAAGAGGGGACGUUGAUCACGAAAAGAUACAGAUAUACAUCGACGUUAUGGCUACAUUAAUGGAAGCAAAUGCAGAGAGACAAGAAUUUUAUAGUAAGAAUGAGAAGAUUUUGAAAACAAUCGUGGAAGCAUUACCAGAAAUCUUUAUUUUUUUUAAGGAGUCGCCAUUAAAGGGAUCGGUAAUGGUUCUAUUUUCUACAAUACCUUCAACUUAUUUCGAUAAUAACUUUGACAUGAUGGAGAUGUUAAUACAUGAACUGUGUGAUUUCAAUAAUUCUGACGAUGUACUUCUUGCACUGAUAUAUGUUUUUACUAAAUGGAACAAAAGCGAUAUAGUUUUAUCUGCGUUAACAACUCUUCUUACAACAUCUUUACGAAUGACCGAACAAGAUGAGGAAACUGAUAGUGAUACAGAGAUUUUCCAAGUUAAUGAAAACGGUUUAGAAUUAAGUCUACGUAUUUUAAGACACUUACUGCAUGCUGAAUAUAAACCAGUUUUAAUGCAUAAAUAUCAUAAUGAUCUGGUUGAAUUUUGGAAGGCUUUAUACAUUAUAAGAACCUUUAUAGAAAAUGAAUUGGAUAAUAAGUGCAAUAUACGUAGUCCGAUAGUCAAAGAUACAAUUAACCAAAUUUUUAAAGAAUAUGUAUCGAUGAUCUCGAUAUUACAUAAGAAAGAUGUAUUCGAUGCGACGAAACAUUUGACAGAAAUUUUGUCGUGGGUCAAAAGGAUAAUCGAACCGCACAUAUUGUCUAUAGACGUCAGAAACUUACAAGAUCAUCAAAUUUGUAUAAACAUAGUAAGAAGUAUCUUCCACGCAUUCAACUCGCUAAUGAAAGAUUACAAUAGUACCCCAAAAUUGUGCUGUGAUAUCGUACUUUUGUAUUGCCAUUUUUUGACUUUAGCAAGUGGUGUAGUCUUUCUUAAGGAUGCGUUUGACGGAAUGUUUGUGUUACUAGAAUUUAGUAAAAUGGCCUACGAAAAUGGAGAGACAAGUCUGCUAGGAAUCGUUGUACCAAAUUUUAUAAGUGUCACAUUGACCGCGUUAAACAGAUACAGCAAAGAUAUAUUACCUAUGUACAUAGAUAGCUUGAAAGUAUUGCAUGAACUGACGAAUAAGUAUUUCUCAGUGACGAGCAACCAUGCAUUACAUAUUUCAUACAUGUCUACCUUGCUCAACACUGCAGUCAGUAAUAUAACUACAAUGAUGACGCCCGUGCUGGAAUACUCACGCAUUAAAAAAGCUAACAUUUUAUUCAUCCAACUUCCUUACCUAGCGAAGAGAAUAGUGAGAAUAAUCUUAAGUACAGUAAAAUAUCAAAAAGUGUGUAUACAAGUAUUGUCGAAGACAAUAACGAAUUACACAGAAACUGAUAUGUUUUCCGCUCUUUUAAUAAUGUAUAAAAUGCUUUCAUCGACUGACAAAAAAUUCAUUAAUGGACUUAAGAAUCUGACGGUGGCAACCAAACAACGAAUCCGAAAACAAUCGUAUAAUGGUGCCUUAGACAGAUCUUUGAAAUCUGCGUUGAACAUAAUUACAAAUGCAAUAUUGAAACAUUAACUUGACUACCAUCUGUCGUACUUAAGUAUUUACAUAGAUCAAGAUUAAAUUAUAUUUAAUUAUUUUUACACUUUUUCCCGUAAGCUCCAUUUUAUAAAACUUAGCAAUAACACAUGUAUCUCCUUUGCAUUUUUCUUUUAUAAAGUCAAAGAGAGUACCUACAGUUUUAUAUAUAUUUUUAUAUCAUGUUGAGUAUUUUUGCAUAAGUGAAAAAGUACAAAACUUGUAGUAGUAUUAUAUUAAAUACCAAAAGACAUACUAUUUUUAAAGUGAAAAAUAUAUUUUUUGUUUACAUAUUAUGGAUAAAAUUACUUUUUAUGUUGCAACGUGUUACUAAUCUACGUUUAGUUUUAUAAGCGAUGUUAAUAAAUUACAAAAUUAUAAUUAAUACAAUUGGUAUGUUUUACGAUUUACUGAAUCACUUUUACACUAUUUAACCAGAAAACGUUAGAUUUCUCAUCUGUCUAACAGCAGCUACAACUCGAGCACUGCAUCCUGAGCUCCCGCUCUGAUAAUCUUCUGGUGAUAGUCUUAAUAAUAAAGACAUAUGUUGAAGGUUUUCUGAUAACGAUA